AUGAUAACAUCAAACAAUUGUUGUUUCUGAUAUCCCCUGACGAAUGUCUAAAAAUGACGUUAAAAAUAAAUUUUAAAACAAAGAAAAAAAUAUUAUAGAAUACAGCAAAAACCAAAAAAAAAAAAGAAUCCUGGAUCGGACCCAGACAUGCCGCAAAACCAUGUCCUACGUAAUUGUACUAUUUGGGAUGUGCUAUUUUUGAAAUGGCGCACGUGCUGGUACAUGUUUCGCGUAAUGAAUGUUUAUUUUUUUCCCCGCGCCACAUUUUGUGUCCGCGUUACAUGUGGUGUAAGUAAGAAAAAAAAACACGGGGUGAAAAAAAUAUUUUCCUUUUUCCUUCAAUUUCAACAGCAGUUUUUGUUUUGCAUUUUCCUCUCUUUUUUGUACCCCAAAAGAUCAAAGACCGUUUUGCUCAUCUCAGCUGUAGUGAUAUGUUGUUUAUUUGUGUCGCCUCGAAUAGCGGACACGGGGCUUCGGUAACGAGGACAUAAAUGGGUAGUUUUAAUAAUUUGCACUAUCGAGUAAGGCUUUAAAAUUUGGCCUAAAAAUUGAAUUUAAAUAAGUAAAUAAAUUCAAUUCAUCCAUUCAUGUAGCAAGUGUUAAUUUUGUUGCUAUUUUUCCCUAAAUUAUGGUCUAUGUUCGACAUCGCUCCUCUUGCUCGGGCUUACAGUUUCUGUGCGAGGAUUUUGGAAUUAGCAACAGUCACGUGGCAUUGUGGCGCGAUUCAAUUACUUCCGUUUACCGGCCGUUCGCAACCGCCACAAUAUACGAGUGUUUUCAUUAUCGAUCAGGUCGACACCUGAGGUGUGUUGUUUAGGGGAAGAAUAGCAUCUGUUUCAGUCGUAAAAUAACGUUUCGAAAGAAUGGUAGUGCAAAUUUCCAUACAAAAGCGAUUUAGUAAAUAAGUUGUGCUAAGUGGAAAUAAUUAAAUAAUGGUGAAAGUGGUAACAUUAACGUUCCAUAAAUGUGAAUAAAACAAUAAAAAUUUAAAUGCUUGGUAAAAGUGCAAUGAAACAUUUUGUGUGAAUCUCAACACAACAGUGAAUCAACAAAUGGGGGAAUAAACCAGCAGCAAAGCAACACUAUUCAGCAUGAAUCAACCGGUGCCGCUAGUGUUGGAACGGUGGGUCAAUCAUCCGAUAGUGUGCGCAAUACGCCCAAGCUUAGCAACGAUCGGACCUCAAAGAAUGGAUCUCAAAUGCAGCUUUCCCAGUUGGCCCCAGUUGGCACCGGAGCAUCGGGACACAUCGGGACGGGAGGGAACAACAGUACAAUAGUGGACGAGGGCGAUACUAUAACCGUGAUCGAGCGUCCGGUCAAUAUCGAAACUUCCGAACCAUCGAAAUCACCGCUAAGCGUCUCGAACAUCACCUCAGUGCGGCUUAGUUUGUUGCCUUGGAAUAGUCACAACCGUUCGGCAAUCCUGUCCGGCAACAGUGGUGGUGGCAUGGUAGCCACAAUCGAUAUGAUGGCGGCAUCCGACGGUACAUUGCGGCCGGGUGAAAUCGUCAUGCGUACGCUGUUCACUGACUUUACCGUGCAGGCGGAGAAGAAAAUCGAAAGCGUGCUGCUGGAUGGGUCGGACAAAAAUUUGCCCAAGCUGCUGCAGCGCGGUGAGGACUAUCAGUUCGAUCAGCUGCUGCAAGCGCUCGGUUCCGUCGCUGAACAUUGUUUGCCGUCGCUGCUGAAGGCACUGCUUGCCUGGCACAAGCAUCAGAUUUGUGACAAGAACAUAAAGCGCGAUCUGCAAACGGGCCCAAGCUCGGCCGCACACCAUACGGCGAACAAAUCGGGCCUGGAUUUAGAGUAUCAACUGUUGCGCCGGGAAGCGGCAGUAGAGUUCAUCUUCUGCCUUGCGCUGAUCGAGAUACUGCGCCAGUUUCCGUUCCAUCCGGGGCAUGAUGAUAUAACGAAGCAGAUCGAAAACCUUGCCUUCCGUCAGUUCAAGUACAAAGAAGGUGCACAGACGGCACCGAACGCCAACGACUGCUAUCGCAUAGCCGAUCUGUACGCGGAGGUGGUCGGCGUAUUGGCGCAGAGUCGUUUCUCCUCCGUACGGAAGCGGUUCAUGACGGAGCUGAAGGAGUUGCGCAGCAAGGAACCGAGCCCGUUCACAACGCACAGUAUUAUCAGCCUGCUGAUGGGUAUGAAGUUUUUCCGCGUCAAGAUGGCCCCGAUCGAGGAGUUUGAGGCAUCGUUUCAGUUCAUGCACGAAUGCGCACAGUACUUCCUGGAGGUAAAGGAUAAGGACAUAAAGCAUGCGAUGGCGGGGCUGUUCGUGGAAAUUCUAGUACCGGUAGCGGCAACGGUGAAAAAUGAAGUAAACGUACCGUGCGUGAAAAACUUCAUCGAUUUGCUGUACUCGCAAACGUUGGACGCAUGCACGAAGUCGAAGCACAAGCUGGCCCUGUUCCCGCUGGUGACGUGCUUGCUGUGCGUAUCGCAGAAAUCGUUCUUUCUCAGCAAUUGGCACUGCUUUCUGGCGAUGUGUCUGAGCAAUCUGAAGAACAAAGAUCCCAAAAUGAGUCGCGUUGCGCUGGAAUCGCUGUACCGGUUGCUGUGGGUGUACAUCAUCCGCAUAAAGUGUGAAUCCAAUUCGGCCACCCAUUCGCGGCUGCAAAGCAUCGUAAAUUCGCUGUUUCCACGUGGCUCUAAAGCCGUUGUGCCGCGGGACACACCGCUUAAUAUAUUUGUAAAAAUCAUCCAAUUUAUCGCCCAGGAACGGCUCGACUUUGCGAUGCGCGAGAUCGUGUUCGAGCUGCUGUGUGUGGGCCGUCCGAUCAAGAUCAUUAUGACGCCGGAGCGUAUGAGCAUUGGGUUGCGAGCGUUCAUGGUGGUGGCGGACUCGCUGCAGCAGAAGGACGGCGAACCACCGAUGCCACGUACGGUGGGCGUACUGCCGUCCGGCAAUACGCUGCGCGUGAAGAAAACGUAUCUGAACAAAAUGCUUACCGAAGAUACGGCACGUAGCAUCGGGAUGUCUAACUACUUCCCGCACGUGCGGCGCGUGUUCGUGGACAUUCUGCGUGCGCUCGAUAUACAUUGUGGCCGUCCGCUAAUGAUGACGGUGAUACAGAACCAAAACAAGGAGCUAGACGAAAUGCUAACCGGCGAACGAAAGCCACGCAUCGAUUUGUUCCGUACUUGUAUUGCUGCGGUACCACGCCUCACACCGGACAAUAUGACCGGCCACGAGCUGGUGGAUAUGCUGUCCCGGCUAACGAUCCACAUGGAUGAGGAGUUGCGUGGCUUGGCCCAUCAAUCGCUACAAACGUUGGUUUGCGAUUUUCCCGAAUGGCGCCAGGAUGUGAUACAAGGCUUUAGUCAGUUUUUAGCACGAGACGUAGUGGACACGUUUCCACAGCUGCUGGACAAUGGGUUGCGUAUGCUGUACGCCUUUCUGACGGUAUGGCGUAAUUUGCUCGGCACGGGAAGCAACAGCAACAGUAACAACAACACACUCAACACAAAGAGCGGACCGAUUGGAACCGGUGGUGGAGUUCCUGCUCCGGGACAGCCCGUUGGUGGUUUGGUCGCAGGUCGUGCUACUAAUCAGCAAGAUUUGGGAUUGUUAAAAUCAAAUCUACUCCCGCAAACGGCUGUCAGUGCAUCGCUAAAUGCUGCUACAAUAAAUUCCAACUCCAGCGGCAGUUCGGGCAUUUCUUCCAUUACACAAACGACCACCAUUACGGCGGGAGCCAUCGGUGGAGUUGGUACGAGUAGUAGCAGCGGUAUUGGUGGUGCUGGUGGAGGUACAACCGCAGAUUCGACGGCGGGCAGUAACAGUGCUACCGGUGGGAAGAAAGGACACGAACUGCCGCUAGCGACGACAAUGCACAUGGUCGAAGGUUUAGCAUUGGUUAUGCUUUGCAAUUGUCGAUCGCAACCACGCAAGUUUGCGGUCAGCAUACUGAAGGAGGUGAAAGUAUUGAAAAAAUUGCUAGGUAUUCCUGAAACGGAACCAGCCCUGAUUGACGUGAUCGAUAAAUGCUGCCCACAGGUUCUCGAGAAAUGCUUACACAUGCUACCUCAGACAGAUCGUACGGCAAUGCUGAACGCGAAUGUGAUCGAUCUGCAAUGGAUUGUGGACCGUAACAGUGGCGUAUGGACGACGGGCCACAUCGAGGAAUCAACCAAAGCGUCCACUUUGACACUUUGUCUGUCGCAAUCGGCGCUCGGCCAAGCGUACGAUCCAUGGAGCGUGUGUCUGUUCGGAUUCAUGGAACGGACGCGCGUUUUACAGCACUGCCCAUCGGUAGUGGCACAGGCAUGGCCUAUUUGCUACCAACGUGUAACGAGCCUCUUCAACGUGAUUGACCCAACCCCGGUUAGUGACAAUCGUGCCUCGUUACUACGCAGUUCCGCACCAACAAAAAAACCUCCCUCCGAGGCGCAACGUGACUCGCUGGCACAUCUGUGGAAAAAUCAGGUAGCGCUCGCAAUGCGUCUUAUACCGCAAAUGCCAAGCGUCGCCGUACGAUGCGCCUCGCCUGAUCUCAGCCUAAGUCUGCAUGAUCAGUCGGAUUCCCGCUCGUUGUCCGACUCGUUGGACAAUAUACCGUCAUCCGUGUUUGGACCAGAAGGAAUCGUGACACGCUUCACCCUACCUCUAUCCUAUGGUCGCAAAGAUGCCAGACAUAAGAGACAAGGCUCUUCUCCGGACUCGCUGUCGGCGGACCGAAGCGACAAGUCCAGUGGUACGACCGCUUCACCGGUGGCCCUUUACAAGCUGGUAAUACCGUUGUUACGCUGCGAAGUCGUCGAUAUACGUGAUGCGGCCGUUAAUGCGCUGGGCAUGAUAAACCAUGACGCACUAAAGGACCUGAUGGAAGAACUGGUAGUAUACAUCCGUGAAGCCAUCGAUCGUAAGCAGGAGAAUAUGAGACGCCGCCGACGGCGUGAUGCGCUGCGUUUGCAACUGGUGCGCGUGCUAGAGAAGAUUGCGGAGAAUGGCACGUUCGGCAUCAGUCAAUUUGUGCUGGAGCGCGAAACAAUGUCACUGCAUCCAACGUUUGUCGAGUACAUCGACGGUGCCCGGCUGUACCUGGAAACGGAAACCGACGGCAAGGACAGUAGCAGCAUGCGCGAGGUAAAGACGCACUUCUGCGACUUUAUUCGCAAGAUGAUAAAAAACUUUUCGCUCGAAUCGUGCGGCACGCUGCUGUCACGUGAGCUCAAACGAAACCUGGUCAAUCUGUUUGUCGGGUGGAGUGGCAGUGCAUAUGCGUUACCAUUUGCUCACGGCCACCAUGGCAGUGCUCACCAUCAUGGCAGUCAUCAUGGGGUGGGUAGCAGCGGUAGCGGUGGUGUUGGAAUUAGCGGUAUCGGCAGUGGUGUUAGUGGGCUCGGAAGUGGAACGAUUGGUGCGAGUGUAUGGGGCAGCUCCUCUACUACGGCCGGUAUCGGUUCGGGGGCCAACACGUCCGUCGGGAUCAUAGCGGCGGAGGAGGAAAAAUUACAAUUCAGCGCAUUACAGGCCAUGUCAGCUGUUCUAUGUUGUGGCCCAUGUUUCGAUUCCGGUCACUUGGCGGAAGAUGGUGCAAUUUACAGUUGGUUGGACAUGCUAAUGACUUCCAAGGACGAUAAGAUUUAUGAAUUGGCAAAGGAGACGGUCGUGCUGCUGCUUGAAUCGAAUCCCGAUAUAGGGCAGCUUCUUGAGUGGGUCAUUGAUCGCUGCUAUACGGCUUCCCCACGCGAAGCAGAUGCUUGUUUCCUAGCACUGGCUGUUAUAUUCAGCGCAAGAGAGUAUCCAUGCGACCAUUAUACAUCUGUGAUCAACGUAACGCUGCUGAUGACUGGCUGUCCCAGAGUUGAGGUACACUCGACCGCACUUCAGCUGUUACAGAUUUUGGACAAACGUUUCUUUGGCAACGUUGGACCAUUACAUACAGAGACUGACCGAGAAUCAGAUAAAAUAGGCACAUUAGAUGCAGUACUGAGUGGAGCAUACUCUCGAUCUCAGAUGUAUUUGUCUCGUCAGAUAGCACGCCUUCGUCCGGAGCUAACAAUGUCGAUGUUUUCUGAGAUAACAUAUCGAUUUCAAACGGCACGCGCCGAAUCGCGGGCACUAUUGCUACAGUGUUUGCUACCAUGGUUGGAAAAUGUAGAGCUCGUAGCUUCGAGCGUUCCGCCAGCGACUCCACUGUCUUACAUUAUGUAUUAUCCCGAUGCGGGCACAAGGGGACGCCGCGAAGGUUCUGGCUCGACCGAGGCAACAGAGAUGAUACUGAACAAUCUGUUCUACAUUACAGCCAAGUUUGCCGAUUCACAUCCCUACAUCGAAGAGCUUUGGGGCACGCUAUGCCAGUUUUGGCCCAACAAUCUUAAAGUCAUACUGCGCUACUUGCUCAUCAUAUCCGGCAUGGCACCGAACGAGCUGUUAGCUAAUGCAAAACGGGUUGCAUUAUAUUUGGCGCGUUCAUGCACCAACAGACUGCUGGACGAACUGAUGAGCGAACUGCAAACGGUGGAAACCUUGAACUGUUUAAUUGAGCGCACGGAAACGCCUCCAUUUUACCGGCUAACGAGCAUGAGAAAAGCCUCCAGCCACUCAGAUGGUCCGGCUUCCGGCAACAAUGAUCCGAAAGUGCAGGAUGUCGAUGUAGAGAAAGGAACUAUCCAUACGAAGCGUCACAGCGGAGAGGAUCCUAUAAAAUCUGGCACGUGCAAAUCGGACAGUGCGCUUCGAACGUUUGCAAAUGCCUAUCGGCCGCCCCGUGGCAGCGAUAAGAUACGCACUGCAUCCGGACCGUGUGUAUUGCCACGCCACGAGGACGUAAUGAUGAUGAUGAACGAACCGGAAAUGAACCAGGAGGAUAAUUUCGUGCAAAUACGCACGGAACAACCGACCGCACCCCAUCCACUGCCGAUGCCCGAGUACGGUGGAUACUUUGCGCCGCUUACCGAGUUUCUGCCGGAUACGAACAUUCCCAUCAGUGGGUUUCACCGGUGCAAUGUGGCUGUCAUGCUGCUGACGGACAUCGUAGUGGAUGGUAUACCCGGGCUGGACUGGACGUUGCAUGUACCGCUCAUGUUGCACAUUUUAUUCCUCGGUCUAGAUCACACCCGUAGAAUUGUGCGGGAUCAUUGUAAGAAGCUGUUGCUGAAUUUGCUGAUUGUGCUGGCAGAACAUAACGAUCAUUUGACGGUAGCGAAGAUACUGCUGAACAGUGAUACAUCCAAGCUGCGGUUGGGCAUUGUAGUACCGUCCCUGCCCGUGAUUGAUCACAAUUUUACCGAACCGGACCAAGAGUUUGAUAGCUACCUGUUUGGGUUAAACACCAGCACGGCACAGCAAUCGAUUCUUUCGCCCGCCUCGAACCAACCGAACGAGGAAACGCCUACCGUGCCGAUGAUCGUAACGGAGGAGAAUGCACCGCCGCAACCGGGGCCCACCAUGCCGACGGCACACGUCAUCAAGAGCCUGAUCAAGUUCCUUUCGAACGAGAGCAGUCAACAGCAGCCGCUGUGGAACUACGAGGACAUAACGGCGAAAGUUUGGAGCAUAAAGUCGGCGGAUCAGUUGCAGUGCUUCCUGCGACAUAUCGUGAAGGCGUUCACGGACAGCUAUCCCCACGCACGGAUCCCGGAGCGCUGGGCACAGACAGCGUUGCAACUUGGGCUUAGCUGCUCGUCCCGCCACUAUGCUGGGCGCAGUCUGCAAGUGUUCCGCUCGCUUAAUGUACCAAUCAACUCGCGCAUGCUGUCUGACAUUCUGUCGCGGCUAAUCGAAACCGUAGCCGAGCAGGGUGAAGACAUGCAGGGCUACGUAACGGAGCUGCUGCUCACACUGGAAGCUGCCGUCGACAGUCUCGAUUCCGACUUUCGCCCACUGGACGUGAUGAAGGACAUCUUCAAAAGUACGCCAAAUUUAAACAACAAGGAAGGUGUGGUAUCGAGUAUGUACAGCGGAAGCAAGCGGGCAGGUGACGGUGGCAUUGGUGGUGGAUCACCUGGCCAAAGUUUGCACAAUGCGACCAGUGGCGGACAUACGCGCAGCACCAGCUACUCCAUUUCGUACUGUUCGCGUAAGGCGGCCAACUCACCGAUCGACAAGCAGAUUGAGCUGCGCAAUCGGAAUGCAGCGCUAGAGAUUGAACGCAAUGCGGCUAAGUUUGGUGCUGGUCAAACGUCACUGUCCCGGUCGCGCAGUGCCCAAAGCUUGAAGCUGUUGGGCGAUACGGCAACACAGGACGAUAAGAUGACGAUACUGGCGCAACUGUUUUGGCUCGCCGUGUCCCUGCUGGAGAGUGACUACGAGCACGAGUUUCUGCUGGCGCUAAGAUUGCUGACGCGCGUACUUCACCGGCUGCCACUGGAUAGGCCGGAUGCGCGUGAUAAGGUUGAGAAGCUACAGCAACAGCUAAAGUGGUCCACUUACCCGGGAGUGCACGCAUUACUGCUGAAAGGAUGCACACAUUCCGGGACGUACGAAGCAUCGAUCGCUCUUCUGUCGCAGCUGACGCCCCUACUAAAUCUGCCCGUGUGUGAUCCGACGCAAAGCUGUGCUUUUCCAAUGAACGUGAUCGCUCUCCUGCCGUACAUGCUGCUACAUUACGAGGACGCUAACGAGAUUUGCAUCCGGAGCGCUGAGAACAUUGCCCAAGUUGCGUCCGAAAUGGGACUAAAGUUGGAGAAUCUCGGCACGGUUAUGACGCUGUAUAGUAGGAAGACGUUCAGCAAGGAGUCAUUCCAGUGGACCAAAUGUGUGGUAAAGUAUCUGUACGACACGUACGCCCAUAUGGGUCUGCAUAUGCUCGCAUUCCUGACGGAGAUACUAGAGAAGGGAUGGGUACAGGUACAGCUGCAGGUGUUGAGUGUGAUACACUGCAUGCUGCACUAUGUGGAUCUGUCCGCCGUCACCAUACAACCGAUUGCUGGCGAUAUGCUGAGGAUAAUAUCAAAGUAUCUGGAUAGUCCCAAUUGGAAGGAAGCAUUGAAGAUACUGAAGUUCGUGGUGACACGAAGUUCCAGUCUGCAAGUUGUACCGCAAUCGUCCGAAGUUACCAGUUCAUCGUUUGCUAAUCUGCACGGAAGUUUUAGCGAUUCGGAGGUAUUCUGCAAGAAGGAACUAGCCGGACGAACAAUGGAGUUUUCGUUCGAUGUCUCGCAAACUCCGCUAAUAGGACGCAAGUUGUUGCUAAAAUCCGAUAACGAAACUAACACAACUUCUGGGGCCCAAAUCGGUGCUAAAGGUUUCAAUGGUUCGAGCAAUGUUACCGGUGGAGGUGGAGGCCAUUACGGACACGCCGGAACACCGAACUCACCACGCAGAAGUGCGAGUCUUUCGCCGGCAGAUACUGCUCCACUGAGCGGAUGGAAACGGCCAUGGAUGUCACAGGGUCGCGUCCGGGAGUGUUUGGUAAACCUUCUAACAACUUGCGGACAACGUGUCGGUCUACCCAAGAGUCCUUCGGAUGAUAUCAUAAGCUCAUUGUAUUCCAAGGUCAUCUUUAGCCAAUCGUCCGAUCUGCUAGAGCGCCAAUCGUCUGCCGCAUCCAGCACGGACGAGACGUCCGGUGCACAGCAAGAUUUAAGCGGCGGUUCGAAACGCGACGACGGUGCACCAGACUUCGGUGUGUUUAAGGACUUCGAUUUUCUCGAGUACGAAAGCGAAAGCAUCGAGGGUGAAUCGACGGAUAACUUUAACUGGGGCGUACGACGUCGUCCACUGUCCGAGGGUGAAAAUGAACCACACUCACUGUCCGCCAGCGGUGGUGGUGGUCUUACUGCUGGUAUGCGAACAUCCCAUCCAAACAUUGACGAGAGUUUGAGCGAGAAAACACCCGUCUUUAAUCGCCGCAAGCGUCCGAACGCGGAUGAUUCAUCGGACGAGGAAGUUGAGUCGGAAUCACCGCUCGACGAAGAACCGCGUCCCAUCUUUUCCAAGGCGGCGUACCUUAGUGGACCACCGACGAGCUUAAGUUUGCGUGAACGGCGCCAUCGGCGGGAUUCGGUUUCGCGCAGCGAUACGAGCGGAUCGAGUGCAGGUGAUCUCGGGGAUAUUACACCGUGCAAUGCAUCACCUCAUCUGCCCGGGAUGCAUCCAUUCCGUACCGGAGCGAUACGGGACGAAAGUGUCGAUGUGUGGCGUCGGAAUUUGGUGGGACUGCUCGUAAACCAACCGUCGUCCCAUGCGCCUGAUUUACUGAACCAAAUGUUCCGACUGAUUAAGGAGCUGACGGUACGCUCGAUCGGGAUUUCCAAGGAGUGUAUGCGAUAUUUCACUGGCUGUGGUGUACAGCUAGGACAUCGUAUUUCGGUCCUGUCUGAUCUGCUGGCAACGCGCGGUGAUCCACCGAAAAUCUGGUACCAUCAAAGCCUUGCAACAACGCCACGGCUAUUCGAAAACCUUCGGUACGGUGUGUUGGAAGUGCAGGAGCAUCUGGAGACGUUUUUCGACCGCAAAGAGACCGUACUGGACAGUUUGGACGAAGUGAAAGCAUCCUGCAAGUUGGCUCUCUUUACGUCGGACAUUGAUUCGGCAAACGAAGGUACAGGAGGUUCCAGUACGGUCGUGUCUCUUUCCACCUCAACUGAUCCGGCCACGGCUGAACUGUUGCUAGAUUUGGGUCGUGGACUGUACAAGCUGAUGUUCCAGUUGCUGCUGCUAAUUGAAUCGGAUCAUAAAAUUGCCAUCAGUGUAGUGCAGAAUUUGCGACAGAACGAGCAAAUGCAAGAUCUUUCCAACCUGUACAUGUCCGUCCGGGGUGCGUUGUUACGCUGCAUCGAUGAUGCGGAGAUGGAAUCGCUCGACACAUCCACAUCGACCGAGGGUGAAAACACACCAACACCUUCACCGGGACUGCCGAUGAAUAACAGCGAGUUCGAGAACAUACUAGUAGAGCUGAUCGACAACCAACGGUGGUCGGCAGCGAUAAAUCACGUUAAACAGCACAAACAAAUGUCGAACCAUUCGGCAUCGAAUUACAAUCUGCCCGGCGGUGGUGGUACUGGCGGUGCUAGUGGUGGAACCGUUUAUACCUCGGGCAAUAACACCGGUGGUGUGUCUGCGUGCGGUGUAGGUGACGGUCUGUUCAGCAAUCUUGGCACGGAAUUUAAAACCGUCGAUGAUUUAUCGAUCAUAUUAAAUGUUUACGCCCAUAGGCUGACGAAGGAUAGAAACGAUGUGUUCAUUGUGUCCCGUUCGGAGUUUGAGCUGAGUGAAAUCUAUCAGAUUCUUAUGGAAAACUUGCUGCACGUUUCGUCCGCCCUGUCUAACAUGGAAAUCAGCAUGAAAGCCAACACAAGUUCCAGCUCCUCAACCGUAACAACGAUGACAACAAUCCCGGCCGUACACGGUACGGGCGGUGGAAGCGGUACCGGCCAAGGGAAUGGUCAUUCGGGAGGGCAGGGAAACGCUGCGACGGGUUCGUUAAUCAACGCUACACAAGCCACCAAUCAGCCCUUGCUAAGGGCUGUACCACCUGUACUGGCCCCGACUAACCCAUUCAAAGAUACAGUUGACAUCAUCACGACACUGUAAGCUGAUUGACCGGGGCCAAACCGAUGGAUAAUAUACAUCAUAAGCUAACAGCAUUACAUUACGCUGUUCACUUGGGCACCCACAAAAGCACCGGGUUUUACAUGCAAAUUUGAUUCCAUUUUGCCGUCACAUUUCAAGAACGGAGAAUUCUUUGAUUAUCCGCCAUAAUUCCAACGUGUCUGACGCUUGUCAUUCUUCUCGUCCAUCUCGUCACGGCAUACGGAAACGCUGAAGGAGUUUAGUUAUGGUACGCGCAAAGAAAUCAAUUGAUUUAUUCGCUUCAUCUUAUGCGCGAUGUUGUUUUUUGCCUCUUUGCUGGCGAUAAAAUUUAACGAGAAUUGUGAGACCCGCGCACCAAAAUAUUCAGUCGCCCGUGUAAUGUGAUUUUAAGUGAGGAUCAAACCGGAACCGGGCAAUGAAAGUCAAAUUUUUCCACACCGAAUACCGGUUUCACUGGUAGGGCGACACCGGCAACACGAGCUUAAAACGAACAAAGCAGAAGAUUGUCUAAAGGUGUGAUGCGUUUUGAUGGCCCAUUUUCGCACGAACUCCGGUUCGAGCAUCAGCAAAUUCCAUUUUAAUAAUUUACCCAUUCGCAUCCAUCCAUCACAAGCCGGAUUCCGUGUCUGUGCUGUCUGUGUUUUAGUAUUAUUUAUUAAUUGUGACAAUUGGCACCCUAUGGCCGGCCCGACGCUGCUCCGAAUGGAACAAAACAAACAAUAAACUACUAAUCAAUGAAAUCAUUGUAGCAUAACAGGAAUGAUUAAACAAAUGAAAAAACAACAAAAAAAUGAACAAAAGAGUGAGACACACAAAAAAAAACACACAACAAACAAAAAAGAAGCACACUCUGGCGUGCAAUAACUGUAUGAAGAAUCUUUUGUUGUAUUGUAACACUUUACACCACGAUCCGAUAAAUAAACGGUGAAUCUAAAUGUGUUUGCAGAAGUUUCUAUUAAAA
Anopheles funestus (African malaria mosquito) is the source of this 12446-nucleotide messenger RNA. RefSeq names its product protein furry (gene fry). The transcript has 25 exons. Lineage: Eukaryota; Metazoa; Arthropoda; Insecta; Diptera; Culicidae. Gene Ontology annotation, biological process: neuron projection development; cell morphogenesis. Bases 1199 to 11485 code for a protein of 3428 amino acids. Gene Ontology annotation, cellular component: cell cortex; site of polarized growth. The record is from RefSeq and is a predicted model, not a curated record.